This is a messenger RNA of Humulus lupulus (European hop), 3964 nucleotides long. RefSeq lists its product as uncharacterized. NCBI's taxonomy places the organism in Eukaryota, Viridiplantae, Streptophyta, Magnoliopsida, Rosales, Cannabaceae. The record is from RefSeq and is a predicted model, not a curated record. Bases 3289 to 3882 code for a protein of 197 amino acids. The transcript has 4 exons.
UACCUUGAUGAAUAGUAUUUCACUACAUAUAAAGAAAUACUAUUCAUUUAGAAAUAUUAUUCAUUUAGGUAAAAAAUAUAACUUUUACAUCAUCCAUUAAAAUACUAUUUAACAAUUUUUUCUCUAUAUUAUAAAAAAUUAGACAUUUUAUCUAUGUGCUCUAAAUGAUUGCAUUUUUUUGCCUUUGCCUUUGUUUUUGUUUUCUUUUUUCUUUUUUGUUUCAAAGUGAAAAUGAUUGUCUGUCCAAUAUCGGUCCCAUGGAAAUGGUUAAAAUGUAGCUCAAACUGACCCAGCUCACGUAGUAGAGUAGUACCACUACUACAGUGGGGCAAUUAUUUAUAUUCUCACCAACUGCAUUACACACAUAAACGACAAUUCGUAAUUAUAUUGAUGAACUGAAACACAGCAAAACUCAUAAUUAAUUUUGUAUAAUAUAUUUAAAUAUACGGUGAUUAUUCAAGUACAACAAUAUAUAUAUAUAUAUAUAUACAUUUUUAUCUGGUGGUUAUGCUGAAGUAAAAUUGUACGAAUAAUAUUCUCGUUUUUUCGGUGGGUUACCUGCUACGGUUUUUUUUUUUUUUUUUAAAUAUAGAUAUAUAAAUUUGAUUUCAUUAAUUGAUUCAAUUUUCUCAUUGUCCCCCUUUUUUUUUCCAUUCCGAAAAAUCUUUAAGGAAAAGUCUAUAUAUUAUUUUCAUGGAAAAGAAAGAUCAAAACUCAAAGUAUUUCAAGGGCUAUGUACGUAAAUUACGAAGGAGUUUUUUUUAAAAAUAUCCAUGUUAACGUGUGGCACAAUACUCUGAUUUUAAUUCUAGACGACGAAGGAUAUUCCCAUUUCAGGAACAUAAUCAUUAAAUGGAUUAUUGCAUAUAAAUAAUCAAGCCAUACACUCAUGUUGACUUAUUGGAUCUCCUUUCAGAUCUUAUGUUCUAAAUUCAUGUAAUAUUAUUAUAUAACUAACUCUAUGCUUUGAUGCUUCAUUCCGUUAUAUUUUUUAAUAAUGCAACAAAUCUUAGCCACUCUUUUCAAUAUUACUUUAUAUAUUUUUAUAGAAAUAUACAUACAGAGAGAAAUCGGAAAGAAAAAUAAAAAGCUUGACUGUUGGAGAAAAUUUUGUUGGGAGCUAUUGUUAUUUAAUAUCUAUCGGGGUCACUUAUUAAUCUUUUAAAAGAUGUUUAUUUAAAAUAUAAAAUUUGAGGGGUUAUUUAUUAAAAAAAAAUUAAAAAUAUGGGUAACGUUUGGAAAGAAAAGUACAAAAUUCAGAAGAACUUUAAAGGUCAAUUGUUAAAAUAUUAAAAAAUAUCAAGGAAAAAAAGAGUCAGAGUUGUUGGCUCCGUUAUUGUUCCCUGCAUGUUACCAUUAUGGGAGCAAAACUAUCGUUCUUUAAUACUCCUGCUAUAUCUCAAUUCCUUUCCUUUAUUUUAUUUUAAUUUUGACUAAUGAUAUUUGCACCAAGCAACAAAACAAUACACUAUCCGAUGUGAUAAUUUUAUAAUUGUGCACCUAAAAUAUAUACUCAAAUAUUUCAUACAGUGAUAUAAUAAUUCAAUUAUAUAAUAAAUUAGUCUAGCAAUCACAUUUAUUAAAAUUAAAAUUUACUAUUUUAAAAAACAGUAAUUCACUUGUGUGUAAUAUUGACCCACAAUACUACAUCAGUUAUUGUAAUAUUUUUAUGCUAGGAGGUGUCUUAUGUUACACAUAUCUUUUUUAGAUUCUGACUGGCUUUAUAGAGUUCAACUCCUCUGUUUUUGCUUCUAUAUAAUUUUUUUUUUUCUAGUUUGCUUUGAAGUGUUGUUUCUGAUGGGCAGCCCCUCUAAGCUUGCCUUUUAUCUAUAUGCUUAAAUAAAUAUAUAUAUUAAGGAAUUUUCAUUUUAAAAAUUAAAUAAUAAAUUAUUUAAAGAUAAAUAUAUGUAUAAUAUUCAUAAACAUAUUGUUUAAGUAAAAAUAAUUAAAGGUCAUAAAUCCACUUUCUGGGAACUAUUUGGCCCCUCCAUUGAAGCUAGGGACAACGUGAAAUGUUUCCGAUAAAAAAAAAAAGACGACGUGAAAUGUUUCCUUUUUUAUGACUGGCUAUUGUAAACCGUUACUUUAAAUCGAAAUUGAUUACCUUAAUUAGGUAACAAAGUUAUGAAAGUCAUUGGAACAUUUUCUAUAUGUAUAGCUAGUGGCACUGAAUUUAAUUCUACGCAAUUUAGUUCUAUUUGUCAAAAGUGAUGAUCAGCCGAAAUUGCGGCGUAUGUAAGAAUUAGUCCCCUAGAUGGAGAGGAAAAAAAGUAAAGGUAUAACAGAAUGAGGCAGUUCUCCCAAUAUUUAUUUUAUGCCUCAUUUGGUGUGUUAUUUAUUAACUAUUUUAUCACGAGUUCUUUUUUUUUUUUGGUUUAACUUUUUAAUAAUUAUAUAUUGAAUAAGCCAUUAAAUACUUCAUUUCAUAGCUUCCCUGCUGAUCAGGAUUCCAGAAAUAUAUAAAUUGACGGGAGUGCUUUUGUCAACAAUGAAUUUUUUUUUUUCGAAAAGAGGGAAAAACUAAUUGUUCUUUAUUCAAUCUAGAACAAAUUAAGUUCUCUUAAAGAAUUUGUUUUGUUAUUUUCCACCAAACUCCAAGCUAUAGUGGUUUAGAAGAUUUACUCAUAAUUACUAAUUUGAUAUUGAUAUUUGAAUAUAUCUAUAUUAUAAUAUUUAUUAACUUAAAUAACAAACACUACAACAUAAAUGUUGUUUACCGGCGGAAAUAUUACCGGCGAAUAUAGUCCGCCGGUAAUAAUACCAUCUUUACCGGCGGAAUUCGUUUUCCGCCAGUAUUAAUCUUUUUUUUUUUUUUUUUAAAUUAUUUAAUUAUUACCGGCGGGAAAUUUAUUAUUACCGGCGGACAUCCCGCCGGUAAUAAGCAGAAUUUAUAACCACGGCAAAUUUACCACUCAUUCAAUUUUUCAAUUAUUGCCGGCGGAUUAUUGCCGGCAGACUCCGCCGGUAAUAAUAUUUCGAUUAUUACCGGCGGAUUAUUGCCGGCGGGCUCCGCCGAUAAUAAUUAAAAAAAUAUUACCGUUAUUUAAGUAUUGUCGGCGGAGUUAUUAUUGCCGGCGGACCUCCGCCGGUAAUAAUAAUCUAUAAAUAUAACACAUUCUUCUUCUUCGCGGCCGAUCGUCCAACUCUCCCUAAAAAAAAACCAGAGAAAACCAUUCGUUUUCAAACGCUAUCUUUGUUCGUGGGCAGCUUUGGUUCAUCAAAAUUUGAUUUUGGGUUACUUACAGUAUCCCUUUCGCUUUGGCAUCCAUAUUUUCGACCAAAUUUCUGAUGCUAGUCGAGGGCUUUAUUGAGAGUACUAAAUCUUGCUAUUGUUGUACACUGAUGGCGAUUGACAAGACUUGGACGACAUUGAGAAAUCGUGCUUGUCGAGAAUAUUGGAACGGUCUACAAGCUUUUUUGACGAUGGCGUCGGAAGAUAAGGAUUCCUCUGGUAGAAUUAGGUGUCCGUGUGUUAGAUGCAUAAAUAAUAGGCUUGAAACUUUACCUAUGGUGAAAGCACACGUAUUCGAUUGGGGUUUUCAUCGAGGUUACGAGAAGUGGAUAUAUCACGGUGAAGCGGAAGCAGAUGUUGCCAAUGUGGUGGACGCCAACGAUGAUGAUGUUGAUGAGAUGAUUCCAAUGGUCGAAGACUUCCUUCUACCUACAACCGAAGAAGUUGAAAAUAAUCCUGCGGCGGGACAAUUUUAUGACGAUCUGUUUGACGAGAUAGAGGCUGAGUUAUAUCCUGGUUGUAAUUGGAUAUCUUCUCUUAAUUUUUUAGCAAAAUUAUUGCAUUUGAAAGUUAGAGGCAAGAUUCCGAAUAAAAUCUUCGAUGAAUUACUGAAAUUACUAAAGCUUGCAUUUCCGAAGGGAAAUUACUAAAGUUGUAUUUUUAAUUUGGAUAUUAAUUUAAAUAAUAUUGAUUUUAUUUCUAAAUUUUUUUAAUUAUAAGUUUAGUUAUUUA